UACAACAAGAGAGGGCGCUAGACAAUUCAUGUGGAUCCUCGCGCCUCGCACAGAAAUUUCGUGUACAAAACGCAUCGCUUUGUCAAUGUCAGGUGACUGAAUAGCUCAUUGGUCAAGAUGAAUCCAUAUCAGGGCGGUCCUGGACGACCACCUCAAAUAUACGGAAACACAGCCCAACAGAAUGUGCAUAGCAUUCAGCAGAAAACAAUGCAGCUUAUACAGCCACACCAUAUCCAAUCAGAGGAUCACGAUGACGCCGGCAACCAGCACCAACAAUCCCAGCAGCGGCUCGGCGGACCCUCCCAGUCAGCCAACCCUAGCCUGCUUCAGGUCCCUUCCUCUGGCUAUGGCCUGGGUGAAGGCAGCAUGACCCCUAGCAUGCCGCUCACCACCAGCAUGUACCCACAGACACCACUCACACCUAUGACACCGGCCACCCCUGGGAGCAUGGAGUCAUCAGGGAUAGAACCACAGCUCCAGAAUAUUGUAUCAACAGUGAAUCUUGGUUGCAAACUGGACCUGAAGAAAAUAGCCCUCCAUGCUAGAAAUGCUGAGUACAAUCCAAAGAGAUUUGCAGCUGUCAUUAUGCGGAUCAGAGAGCCUAGGACAACAGCUCUGAUCUUCAGCUCAGGGAAAAUGGUGUGCACGGGGGCAAAGAGUGAGGACUAUUCCAGGCUCGCCGCCAGGAAAUAUGCCAGGGUUGUGCAGAAACUCGGCUUCCCUGCAAAGUUCACGGAGUUCAAGGUUCAGAACAUGGUUGGCAGUUGUGAUGUCAAGUUCCCCAUUAGGUUAGAAGGUCUAGUACUCAAACACAGUCAGUUCUCAAGCUAUGAGCCAGAGUUGUUCCCUGGGCUGAUAUACAGGAUGGUCAAACCAAGAAUAGUCUUGCUGAUAUUUGUCUCCGGGAAGGUGGUACUGACGGGUGCUAAGGUUCGUCAAGAAAUCCUAGAUGCCUUCAACAACAUCUACCCGAUUCUGAAGUCUUUCAAGAAAACGUCAUAGUGUCGUUGACAACGAGCAUCCAGAAGAACUGUGUUGUGCUAGCAAGGUUGCAAUUUUUGUUUUUUUCCAACUUCAUGGACUGAAGCCUGAACAGGGGAUGGUUAGAAAACUUUGAGAGAUUACAGUCUUGAUCAGCUGGAGCAGCAUCCUGAAGAAUUGAUGGCAUGAUACAGGGUGAGUAAAAAAAUUCGACACCCAAAUGUGGGGACCAUUGUCUUAGUGAAGUUCUCCACGUAGCACUUUCAAACUCUAGGAUAUGAAAGCCCAAUUCAUGAA
Patiria miniata (bat star) is the source of this 1278-nucleotide messenger RNA. Its product is annotated as TATA-box-binding protein-like. Gene Ontology annotation, biological process: DNA-templated transcription initiation. The transcript has 8 exons. NCBI's taxonomy places the organism in Eukaryota, Metazoa, Echinodermata, Asteroidea, Valvatida, Asterinidae. Gene Ontology annotation, molecular function: DNA binding; RNA polymerase II general transcription initiation factor activity. Bases 118 to 1002 code for a protein of 294 amino acids. The record is from RefSeq and is a predicted model, not a curated record.